AUGUUAUUUUUAUCAAAUUUGAAAGAUAAGUAUAGACUAUUGUUUAACAUAAUGGCAACACGAAGAACUAAAAGCAACUAUAGAAUAGAACCUUAUCGCACGGUCCCAUUAGGACCAAAAAACUUAAAUGUACGAUCAGCCGGGUUGGGAACGCUUGGAAGGUCGACAAUCGACGUGAGAUCCCAUUCGACCAACCAGGGCAUGGUUUUCGUGAAGAAAUUUGGCCAACACAUGUUGAAAAACCCAGGAGUCCUCGAUAAACUAGUACAAGCCGCUGAGAUCAGAACCACGGAUACAGUAUUAGAGAUUGGACCAGGAACUGGAAAUAUAACAGUUAGACUGGUGCCACUGGCCAGGAAGGUCAUAGCAGUCGAUAUUGAUGCACGCAUGAUCGGAGAAGUGAAGAAGCGCUGCCUGCAGAUGGGCUACAGUAACCUGGAAGUGAUAGAGGCGGACGCGCUGAGGACCAAUUUCCCAAAGUUCGACGUCUGUGUUGCCAACUUGCCGUACCAAAUCUCAAGCCCCUUCAUCUUUAAGAUUCUAUCGCACAGGCCGCUGUUCAGAAGCGCAAUCAUCAUCUUCCAGCGAGAAUUCGCAGAAAGACUGCUCGCGUCACCAAACGACGAUAAAUAUGGCAGACUGGCCAUAAACACUCGCCUGUUCUGCACAGUGACGAGAGUGUGUAAGGUGGCUCCAGGUAGAAGUUUCAACCCACCGCCGAAGGUUGAAAGUAUGAUUGUGAAGAUAGUGCCGAGGGAAGAGCCUCUCGUUGUUGACUUUGGCGAGUGGGAUGGAAUGAUAAGGGUCUGUUUUUCGAGGAAAAGGAGGACCCUGAGGAGCCUGUUUAAGAAGCAGUCAGUACUAUCAAUCCUGGAAUCUAAUUAUAAGUCGUGGUGUACAAUAAACAACCAAAUACCGACAGAGAGGCCUUUCAAAGACUUUUGCAUGGAGGUACUGGAGAACAGCGGACUAUCGGAGCGAAGAAGCAUAACCGUGAGCAUUGCAGACUUUUUGAAACUGCUCCUGGCGUUCAACGAAGUGGGAAUCCACUUUUGCAACAUUGCAAAACCGGUGAAGAACGACGCAAUGCCCAACUUCCUGUUCGAGGAUGACGUUGAGAUGGACGACUGA
This is a messenger RNA of Theileria orientalis strain Shintoku, 1131 nucleotides long. RefSeq names its product dimethyladenosine transferase. Gene Ontology annotation, cellular component: mitochondrial matrix. Lineage: Eukaryota; Apicomplexa; Aconoidasida; Piroplasmida; Theileriidae. The coding region runs from base 1 to 1131 and encodes 376 amino acids. Gene Ontology annotation, molecular function: rRNA (adenine-N6,N6-)-dimethyltransferase activity. The record is from RefSeq and is a predicted model, not a curated record. Gene Ontology annotation, biological process: rRNA methylation. The transcript has 7 exons.